CUUCAUGUCACUUUGUCCUAGCUGUUGACUCAAUCCACAUUACGGAUAAUCGAACUUGUUCCUGAAUGUUUUGUAAUUACAGUAGCAACACAAGUUUCCGGUAGAGCCGAAACAUGUCAAAUUUCACAAAAGUAUCAGCCGUGCUUAGGUGUUUACCAAGAUUAAAUGUAAGUCAAGUCAGGCAUGUUAAUAUUCCCAAACAGUCUGUAAUUGAUGAAGACUUUUCAUGGGCUACACCAAUUGUAGAGAGACAUAUGGGAAGAGAAGAAAGAGUGAAAAAAGAGCAAGAAGUAUCAAAGCUUCACAUGGUACAGAGAAUGAAAGAUUUAUCUGGGAGACCUUACUGGGAGAAAGAAAUAUGUGAAAAAUAUGGACUAGAUACAAAGUUGUACAAGAAAGUAGUUCUGAAGAAUACACCAAGUGUAAACAAAGACUUAAAAUCAGUGGCACAUAUGAUCAAAAUUACACCCAUUACAUUUCCAUUUGGAUUACCUGAGACAGAAGAAGAUUUCGAACACUGUAAUUUACAAGACAAUGGGGAAUUCAUUGUGAAGAAAAAAAUAGAAUCAGUAAAUGAAGAUUCUAUAGCAAUAGAUAAAGAACCAAAAUCCAAUAUCUGGGAGAUGGAUUUUCUUGAACUGAAAAAACAUGCCAGGAAUAAAUUGGAUAAUUGGGAUAUCAAUUCUGAAUUUUUCACUCCUGAACAUGUGUAUGAAUAUAAUCAAGAUAAGAAAGAACAUAGAUAUUUUGGAGAUAAAGCCAUGGGUGGUAAAAGGAAGGAUUGGUAUUAAUGAUCUACUUAUAGUUAAUAAAAAUAAACAAUAUUACUAAUCUUA
This is a messenger RNA of Mytilus trossulus (common blue mussel), 836 nucleotides long. Its product is annotated as large ribosomal subunit protein uL30m-like. Gene Ontology annotation, molecular function: structural constituent of ribosome. Lineage: Eukaryota; Metazoa; Mollusca; Bivalvia; Mytilida; Mytilidae. Gene Ontology annotation, cellular component: large ribosomal subunit; mitochondrion. The transcript has 3 exons. Bases 114 to 791 code for a protein of 225 amino acids. The record is from RefSeq and is a predicted model, not a curated record. Gene Ontology annotation, biological process: translation.